Molecule: messenger RNA, 582 nt
Organism: Drosophila obscura
Lineage: Eukaryota; Metazoa; Arthropoda; Insecta; Diptera; Drosophilidae
Product: NADH dehydrogenase [ubiquinone] iron-sulfur protein 4, mitochondrial-like
Exons: 2
Coding region: 13-552 (179 amino acids)
Biological process (GO): electron transport chain
Source: RefSeq, a predicted model, not a curated record
UCCAAUAUUUGCAUGCUUGGUUGGUGGGGCUGUAGAUUAAAUGCUACUACCAACAAAAUUGCUAAUAUUGCUUCCCGCUGCGCGUCUACCACGGAUACCGACGCUCCACUUGAUCCAAAAACGGCCUUGGCCCAUCCAGAGGAGUUGGAGCAGCGCUGCAAAUUGAGCGGAACGAUCACCGUGCCCACAGCCGUGGAUCUGAGUCCCAUUUCCGGUGUGCCCGCGAAGCUGCUCAAGGAGCGGCGUGUGCGCAUUCACAUCCCACCCAAGAAUGCGAUGCAAAGCGGCACCAGCAACCUCAACAAGUGGCAGAUUGAGUUCGACAAUCGGGAGCGCUGGGAGAACCCUCUAAUGGGCUGGGCCUCAUCUGGCGAUCCGUUGUCAAAUUUGAAUUUGCAUUUCGGAACUAAAGACGAGGCCGUUACCUACUGUGAACGCAAUGGCUGGCGUUGGUAUAUCGACGCCCAGGAGAAGAAACCCAAGAAGCAGCCUGUCAAGAGCUACGGAGUCAACUUUUCGUGGAACAAGCGCACGCGUCUCUCCACCAAGUAGAUUUCGGGGCGCUUAAUUGGGCAGUUCGAU